This is a messenger RNA of Gryllus bimaculatus (two-spotted cricket), 1234 nucleotides long. Lineage: Eukaryota; Metazoa; Arthropoda; Insecta; Orthoptera; Gryllidae. The record is from the annotation of a GenBank genome assembly.
AUGACGCGUCGUGUAAUCACUGCUGUGGGCGGUGCGCGAUGGCGGCCAGGGCUCAGCAGCUGGUGCGUCACCAGUGAUCAGCGCCGCGAGGAAGUUUGCUUGCGGCGUUCGAGAACGUGCGUCAGUUUCCGAAAUGAGCGGUUACAUGCCGGAUGAGAUGAACAGUGCGGAAGGCGAUGAUAGCGAUCACCCGAGAGGAAUGUUUAGUGACGGCGUCAUCACCGAGCGAUGGGACAGUCGGUGCACCGUGCGAUUUGUGAAGUUGUAUGGAAUGUAUCCUUGCUUGUGGGACCAAAGGCAGCCCGAAUACAAAAACAGACAUGCGCGCGAUCAAGCCGUCCAAUCUAUUGUUGACGCAAUGGGUUUAGAGGGCUUCGAUAUCCAAGCGUGCCGAAGGAAGAUCCGAAUAAUUCGAAGCACCUACUGGAACGAGUGCGCGAAAAUUUCAAGAAGUGUUGCUCAAGGCACUCCUUACUCUCCGAAGUUGGUGUGGUUUCCUCUGGCUAAUCGAUUUCUUUCAAAAAUCUCUGGUUUAGGAGAUGUUCAGAACUGGAAAACGGAACAUGAGCAUCAAGCGCAACAACAAUCUCAACAACAGCAUCAACAGCAGCAGCAGCAACAGCAGCAGCAACAACAACAACAACAACAACAACCCCAACAUCAUCAACAACAACAUCAACAACAGCAGCAGCAGCAUCAACGUCACCAACAACAGCACCACAACUUCCUCACUCCUGACGUGCCCAGGAUUCGCGGGAUGGUGAAGCUGGAGCCCGAGGAAGCGGACCCCAUCGGGCUGGACGACGUGGACGACGUGGAGGGCGAGGACGGCGCGGACGGCGCGGACGGGGUGGACGGGGUGGACGAGGCGAGCUUCUGCUCGCCGGCCGGCGCCGAGGACGAGUUCGACGUGUUCGGGCGGAGCCGGAAAUGAAUCGCCAUGUAAAAAGAACUUUAAUUCGGAAGAACUUCAGUUCAGCUUUGAAGCUUUAACAAUUUCGUUUUCUGCGACGAAAGCGACCCUUAGUUCCUGAGAAGAAGUGCAACUCUGGUUCAGUCUCUGGAUCUCAUCGAUGUUAUUAACGCAAUAAAACUAUAGAAGUACUUUAAUUUUGUCGUAGACUAUGAAGAGAAAGAGGAAGAAUUUUGUAUUGUUUUGUAGUUCUUAAACAUACUAGUUAUGUUGUACAGUGAAAUAACAAUUAUAAUAAACUAACCUUUUUAUGCAUAUGAA